ACCGCCACCCGUCUCUGCCGGUCUCCACACUUUGACGCCGCUAUUGUCUCCGUCGUCGCCGCCGCAGCCGUUGUCCCCGCCACCGCCGUCGUCGUCUCCGCCGCCUGCUCCCUCCGCCGGAGGGCCUGCUAGGGCGCGCGCCAACUUCCGCCGCCGGCGGAUGCCGCUGUUAGGCCGUCGGGUGUUACGUGAUGUGACUGCUUCGCCGCACAGGGUGUCGUACACGUCGGUGCUGACCAUCGUGGCGUUCUCCACGGAGCGCUACCUGGCCAUCUGCCACCCGCUGUACGCCUACAGCAUGAAGGGGCUGCGGCGCGCGCUGCUCGUCAUCGGCUCCAUCUGGCUGGUGGCGUUGGGCGCGGCCGCCCCCUUCGGCGCGUACACCAAGGUCUCCUACUUGGAGUUCCCGCCAGGGUCGGGCCGGCUGGUGGCCGACUCGGCGUUCUGCGCCAUGCUGCAGGAGGACGUGCCCGACAGCUACCCUGUGUACGAGCUGUCCAUGCUGUUCUUCUUCCUGCUGCCGAUGGUGGCGCUGGUGGUGCUGUACACGCGCAUGGCGGCGGCGCUGUGGUGGCCCGCGCGCAGGGGCCACGCACUGCGCGGCGCGGUGCACCAGCGCAGUGGCAGCGGCGGCAGCGCCGGCCGCCGCUCCGUCGUCAAGAUGCUCGGUGAGGCGCGCCGCCGGGCAAUGCGGGCCUGCUCUCAGGCUGGGGAUUUUGCGGUUGUGAUAAAUAUCAAUUACUGGAUUUAUUCUCUGAUACUUUACGAUAGUUGA
Gryllus bimaculatus (two-spotted cricket) is the source of this 775-nucleotide messenger RNA. The record is from the annotation of a GenBank genome assembly. NCBI's taxonomy places the organism in Eukaryota, Metazoa, Arthropoda, Insecta, Orthoptera, Gryllidae.